Molecule: messenger RNA, 605 nt
Organism: Perca flavescens (yellow perch)
Lineage: Eukaryota; Metazoa; Chordata; Actinopteri; Perciformes; Percidae
Product: complement C1q tumor necrosis factor-related protein 3-like
Exons: 4
Coding region: 1-558 (185 amino acids)
Molecular function (GO): protein binding
Source: RefSeq, a predicted model, not a curated record
AUGAAGGUCUCUGUGAGUGUUACGCUGUGGCUGCUGCUCGGCUCCGUCUCCGCUCAAGGAAGUACCGAUACAGGUGAAGCAGAACUGAAGGCUGAAGUAGACAAGCUGAAGGCUGAAGUGGACACGCUGAAGCAACAACAGCAAGUCCAACAGGUUGCAUUCUCAGCCUCUCUGCUGCCUGGAGGCCAAACAGCAACUACUGGACCCUUUAACUCGCCCGCUACCCUGAUCUACAAACAUGUCCCCACCAACAUCGGAAAUGCCUACAACUCAAACACAGGUGUGUUCACUGCCCCGGUGAGAGGAGCGUACCACUUUGAGUGGACGAUCUAUGCAUAUGGAGACGGCAAGACAGGUGCUUGGUUGGUCAAGAACUCUGAGCAGGUUUUCAUUGCAUACGAGUAUCAGACGGCCGGUACUAUGAGUGCUUCUAAUGGCGCUACGCUGCUGCUGGAGGUGGGAGACGUCGUGUUUGUGCGUCUGGCGGCUACCACUACGGUGUAUGACAAUGGAGAUCACCCUACCACCUUCAGUGGCCAUCUGCUGUUCCCCAUGUAGGACAGAAACGCAGGUCUGUGAUAGUCACACAGGUUGUUGUUGUCUUA